CUGCUGAACUAACAGCUAAAGACUCUUUACUACCUACUGCUGAACUAACACCUAGAGACACUUUACUACCUACUGCUGAACUAACAGCUAGAGACACUUUACUACCUACUGCUGAACUAACACCUAGAGACACUUGACUACCUACUGCCAAACUAACACCUAGAGACACUUUACUACCUAUUGCUGAACCUACAACUAGAGACACUUAACUACUUACUGCUGAACUAACUCCUAGAGACACUUUACUACCUACUGCUGAACCAACAACUAGAGACACUUUACUACCUACUGCUGAACUAACACCUAGAGACACUUUACUACCUACUGCUGAACCAACAAUCAGAGACACUUUACUAUCUGCUGCUGAACCAACAAUCAGAGACACUUUACUACCUACUGCUGAACUAACAGCUAAAGACAAAUGCAAGGAGCUUGACAAAGCUCCUGGAGAGCGAAACGUUGCCACAAUAAAAUGUCACAUUAGUGGCACUUGUGUCCUUUUACUUUACACAACUGAAGACACUUAUUGUACUGCUCAACCAGCACACCUGGAGGCACUCUUCAUGCUGCUGAUAAUGUCGCUGUUGAAGCACUUUAAGUAGCAAACAAGUCACAAUUCAUGCACUCAUAAGGAGAAGUGACCCUCUAAACAAAGUACGUACAUUUAUCCAAGAGAAGAAGUUGACAGCAAGAGCCAGCAUCACAAUGGCACGGUGAUUCCCACACUGCUUGCGCUGACAACAAUAUCCUAGGUUUAGUGCCACCCCAUGAAUAUAAAAAUAGAAGAUAAACUACAAGUAUCUGGAAGCAGGAAGAAGGAUGCCUCUUCUGCUGGUCUCUGGCUUCCCCUCCUCUGGAAAGACCACAAGAACACUUCAGAUAAAAACUUACUUAGAGAAAGAGAAGAAUAAGAAUGUUGUGGUUGUCAGUGAGAACAAUUUACUUGGUGAGGGAAAAAAUGAAGUCUUUAGAGAUUCAAGACGAGAGAAGGAUAUACGUGGUGCUCUCAAGGCUGACGUUAUUAGGUUGUUGAAUAAAGAGGAUGUGGUGAUUUUGGAUGCUGCAAAUUACAUCAAAGGCUACAGAUAUGAGUUAUAUUGUGCAUCAAAACAAAUUAAAACCACACAGUGCCUAGUUCAUUGCUUGGCCCCCAUUGAACAGGCAUGGACAUGGAACCAGGCAAGACAGGAAGCAGAGCAGUAUGCUCGAGAAGUGUUUGACGAACUUGUGAUGAGAUACGAGGCUCCCAACAGUAGUAAUAGAUGGGAUUCUCCAAUGUUCACCAUCUUGCCAGAAGACGCACCACCAUAUGAAUUCAUUUAUGAUGCUUUAUACCUGUGCAAGCCGCCUCCACCCAACCAGUCUACACAGACUCAGCCACUAUCAUCCACAAAUUUUCUCUUUGAGCUAGAUCGUACAACACAGGAGGUGACAAGCUGUAUUAUGUCAGCCCAGAAAAUUAUGGUAGCUGGAGACAACAUCAAGGUUCCUGGGGUUGAAGAAACUGUAUGUUUUGGGCAUAAGGUAAUUGACCAGGUAGUGCAAAAUACCCGAGCUCGGAGACAGUUUAUCUCCUACACAAAGAUGCACCCUGUUGAAGAUGCCAGCAAGCUGAUGGCUUUGUUUGUUCGAUACCUCAACAGUACUUUAGGGUGAUAAGAUUUGUGGUAUUUUUUUAUGUUCUAGAAUUAAUGAAUAGAUGUAUAGUAUUCAAAGUAUAUUUGUAAAUAUUUAUAUUUCAUGAAUAAAAUAAUUUGCCUUAUCUCUUCAUGUAUUUUGAAACUACAGUACAUUAAUCUGGGCGAUGUGCUAAGAUUUUUUUUUUUAAACCAUUUUUCCCCAAGAUAGGGUGAGCCCCAAAAAGAAAAAAAAAAAAAAAAAAAAAAAAAAUCACCAUUCAAUAGCCUUCUUGCUCAGACAUUCAAAUGACCUUCUGAACUGAAUCAUUCUAAUUGUGUUGUGUGUAACAGCAAGACAUUUAAUGAAGGAUGGUAAAAGGGCGACUCAGAAAAGUACACACAAUCUCGAGGAAUGAUAACUGGUAUUGAAAUGUACUAAGAUAUAUCAUCCAGAUUGAAUGUAGAUUUAAAGUAGAUGAAGAGAAGGGAAAUUAUUGAAUCUGAAAUACAAAUACUAUUUAUUAAAGCAGGGAAUUAUAUGUUUUCAAACAGCUGAAUGAAAUUUUCAUUUUUGACUUCUUCAAUGAUUAAUGAAAAUUUAAAAACAUGACAAAUGUACAACAAAUUAUAUUUUGUGCUUAGAAUACAUGCUAGAUAUAAUACACUAAGUGCUCAUUGCUAGAUUAUCAUUAUAUAAGUGUAGCAAGUUAGGAAAGGAAUAUAUAUGAUGCUAAAUAACAAAAAGGCACAAUACUAUGACUGGAAUACACAAAUAACCAGCACAUACAAGAGAGGGGAGCUUACAACAUUUCAGUCUGACUUGGACCAUUUACAAAGUCACAUUGACAGAGGAGAGAAGGGGGGCAGUACAUAUAGGCCAGCAGACAGGGAUGAAACAAGAGGUAGCAGGACAGGAAGUAGUGGUAAUAAUAGUGGAGUCAGACUAAGAAAGAGGAGCACUGCAGGAGAGCUAGGUCCCCCCUCUCCUUGUUUUUGUUCUUACCCUUUGUGGGCCCCUAGCUCUCCUGCAGUGCUCUUCUUGGUCUGACUCCACUAUUACUACCUCUACUUCCUGUCUUACUACCUCUCUUGUCCCGUCCUUGUCUGCUGGCCUAUAUAUACUGCCCCCGUCUCUCUUCUGUUAGUGUGACUUUGUAAAUGGUCUAAGUCGAACUGAAAUGUCAUCGUGAGCUCCUCUUCUAUGUAUGGGUUAUUUGUGUAAUAUAGAUGCUAAAUAUAAAACCUUUAUAAUUAUUUAAAGAUUUGUAAGUUCAGAAUUAAUGAUUGUUAAAAAUACCCUUUACAUUCUUCCCACAUUGGGCUUUAUCAAGUAUACAGCAGAUAUGAAAGAAUGGUUUAUGGAAUCUACAUGGAAUGAUGUCAGUGCUUGUGUAGUAAGGUUACUAAAUUGUGCUCAGUAAUCACCUCUUACUUGGAUACACAAACAACCAUCCCAUUGUGUUAGAUGAUGAUAAGUUUAACAAGUUCUAGCAUCUCACUUUUGUUAGUCUGGUGACAGUUUCGAACAAGCAGACCAUAUAUUGAUGCCUGACAUAAUCAUGGAUCAAUUGUCCCAUACCACAUGGUCAAUAGCCUCAUACAUGGGCUUUCAAUUUUACCUCUAUAGCCCAUGGGACAAUACUCUGCUAGUCACUCGGAAUUGUUUUGCUCCAGCUGCCUGAAUACCUUCCAUCCCCCACCCCACAUGCACUGUAUAAUCCUACAGGUUUAGCACUCCUCUGUGACUAUAAUACUCCUUGUGGACUAUGUAAGGCAGCAGAUAAAAUGUAUGAUACCAUGUUGGGUGAGACAAAGGAACACCAUUUCUAUUUUCUAAGUGUUUGCCAUUCUGUCCAAUCUCUAUAAUUAUGGGCAAGUGCUAACCAAUUAAUUUAAUGAUUUAAGGGAGCACCAAAUUCCUUAUAUCUUUUAAUUUAAUCAGGGGGGGAAGUAUUAAACCUGUAGAGGCCACAGUACCUGGGUAAUGGAAGACAAUCAAUUUGAUCCAAAGAAAGGAUAAGUCCAGCUCCUUGAACAAACUGCCUCGACCAAUAUUAAGACUCUUCUAAGCGAUUUCCUUGCUGGUGAAUGGCUCAUCAAGGAACUGAACUUUCCCUCCUCCUUGGAUCAAAUUUGAUUGCUUUCAUUCCCCAGGCUCUGUUUAGUGGUUAUCCUAAUCACAUCCUUGGGAUGUCUUAGUCUUUCACUAGCAUCAAGAAACAAACAGCAUUUUUGAAGUUUAGUAAAUAAAAUACAUAUAAAUGAUUACA
This is a messenger RNA of Cherax quadricarinatus, 3889 nucleotides long. NCBI's taxonomy places the organism in Eukaryota, Metazoa, Arthropoda, Malacostraca, Decapoda, Parastacidae. The record is from RefSeq and is a predicted model, not a curated record.